AUGAACAAUGAAUUUACAUGUUUCUUUUAUGGUACACUUAUAUUCCCACAAAUAUUAAACCGUGUUUUAGAGAAUGGAAGAAGCAACACGGAAAAACCUAUUAAUAUCAAAGAAAGUGUUUCCGCGGUAUUAAAGGGUUAUAAACGACAUAAAGUUAUUGGAGCAGUUUAUCCCGCUAUUUUAAAGGGAGAUGAUUUAAAAGAUGAGAUAACUGGUGUUUUACUUGGAGGUUUAUCAUCGCAAGAUAUAGCUAGGUUAGAUAACUUUGAGGGUUCUCAAUAUGAGAAAAAGAAAGUACAAGUAUAUGUUGAUAACAAUCUUAUAGAAGCAAUGACUUACGUUUGGAAAGAUUCUCCUACCUUGUUACAUGAUGAAGAUUGGAACCCAAAAGAUUUUGAAAAACAACUUUAUAAAUGGAACACUACUGAAGAAGUUUUGAAUUUGUAA
Funneliformis mosseae is the source of this 447-nucleotide messenger RNA. NCBI's taxonomy places the organism in Eukaryota, Fungi, Glomeromycota, Glomeromycetes, Glomerales, Glomeraceae. The record is from the annotation of a GenBank genome assembly.